Molecule: messenger RNA, 212 nt
Organism: Gongylonema pulchrum
Lineage: Eukaryota; Metazoa; Nematoda; Chromadorea; Rhabditida; Gongylonematidae
Source: the annotation of a GenBank genome assembly
AUGUCACCAUCACUGCAGGCGAUAGCAGACUGUUACGAUGAUGUUAGUGCUGAUGAUAUACUCUUCUGUACAAUUAACAUGCAUCGAAUCUGUAUGGGCGCACUGCUCUCCUCGAAAAUUUCAAUCAACGAUUAUAUUUUCGCGCAUGUUACGGGCCAAAAGAAGCUUCCUUCACACUGCUUAAGAGUAAACAGUAAGGUUUUUUUUUAAUU